Drosophila nasuta is the source of this 1048-nucleotide messenger RNA. Its product is annotated as RNA-binding protein 48. Gene Ontology annotation, molecular function: nucleic acid binding. The transcript has 3 exons. Gene Ontology annotation, cellular component: nucleoplasm. Bases 103 to 600 code for a protein of 165 amino acids. NCBI's taxonomy places the organism in Eukaryota, Metazoa, Arthropoda, Insecta, Diptera, Drosophilidae. The record is from RefSeq and is a predicted model, not a curated record.
UCAAAACAAUUGAGAUUUUAAAGGAGGCAGCAAUUUGUUGAUGUGAUUAUAAAAUAAUAAUUAUUAUAUAUGAUUUCAUUAAAGUGGUAUUGAUUUAAAAAUAUGGAUCCUGUUGAACAUCACAAACGCUUUGAGUACUGCACAACGAGAUUGCAAUACAGACAGGGACGUGAAUUAAAGGCAGUUAAGGUCUACUCCGUUGCUACUGAGUCCAAGCACUUGAUGGUUUUUGGCGUUCCCAAGGUUAAUCUACAUGCGAACAUUAAGAAUAAAUUACAGGGCUUUGGCAAAUUACUGUCCUGUAUUUGUGUGACAUCGGAAAUGGCUAAGAAGAUGGAUCUUGAAGCUUUCACCGAUGUCUUUGCUGUACAUUUCGAGAGAGUGGAGCAGGCUCGUCGAGCUAAGAGGCAACUAGAUGCCAAGCAAUUCUUUGGUGGCAUUUUGCACAUAUCUUAUGCGCCUGAGAGAGAAACACCCCAAGAGCUAAGGGAGAAAUUUGUGCAACGUCGCAAAGAGAUUGGUCAUCGCAUACAGCGGAAUCUGGCAGAGCAACCACUUAAGCCUAAGCAGACGAAGCAGAACGAAGUGGUAGAUAUUUAAUAAUUUAUAGUUGUGGCGCUUUAUUGAACCUAAUCCAGGAUAACACGAGCCUCUACGGCUCAACAAUCUUUUUUUUAGAUUCGCUAGUGCAAUGUGUGUAUUUCACAAAAUUUUGUACAAUUGCAUAUUGUCAUUUGUAUUACUUUUGUUUCGUUCUGCGGAGUUCGUGGUAAUAGUUCAGCAGACUAAUACGUUUCGCCCACAAUUGGGAUCCAUAGUGGGCCCAGAAACUGCAAAAGAUCGCAUAUUAACAGAUAAUUCAAAAGUAACCCAUAACAAAGUAUACUUACAUGCCGAACAUGGCACCACCUAAGUGCGCUGCAUGAUCAAAGAACUUCCAGCCCAUAACACAGCCUGCAAAGUCAAUGCCCAUGAUCACUUUAAUAGCUGCGCCGGCAGAGAAUGUAACUGUAGGCAGGAACAAUAUGCUCAACUGGGUUUCAGGAUA